Molecule: messenger RNA, 663 nt
Organism: Tilletiopsis washingtonensis
Lineage: Eukaryota; Fungi; Basidiomycota; Exobasidiomycetes; Entylomatales
Exons: 1
Coding region: 130-600 (156 amino acids)
Source: RefSeq, a predicted model, not a curated record
CAAGGAGCAGAAGUGGCCGCGCAGCAUCGGGCCGCUCGUGGACGUGUAUUUGGCGAACCAGCUGUCAGUCUCGCUGCGAGCAAAGAGCUCGCAAGCAGCAUGCUGAUUUUUGCCCGCAGGCAACACGUCAUGCCUCACGGCGGCUUCGACGUCGCCAGCCUGACGCAAGGCACCAUCGUGCUGCACCAGGCGCAGCAGGAGUACGCCUUCCAACCGCUCGGCGUGCCCGCCGCCGAGCCUGAGCGCUUCGAGCAGACGAGCGUCGGCGAGUACAUCUACCGCGACCUCGGCGACGCCGAUGCGGCCGAUGCAGCAGCGGCAGGCACGCGCGUGCUCACAAGGCAUCUGAACUACCGCGACGGCGAGGCGACGAAGAUCUGCGACGAGGCCGACGAGGCGCACUCGACGCGCGACUUUGUGCUCUUCGUCGAGGCGCUCGACGCAUCUGCAGCCGGGCGGGAGAAGCUGAAGCGCACGGCUGAGGAUCUGGAGCAGGCGUACGUCGCCGUGUACGGCGCCGACAGCGUGGAGCGAUCGUACGUGCGCAUCGUGGAGCUGGAGAAGGGCGCGGGCGUUGCAGAGCUGGCGCUCGACUGGUGAAGUGUGUCACGGACUAGUGAAAUACACAUGCACCUGCUGCCUGCGAGAGAGAUGAGCUUGAGC